Lachancea meyersii CBS 8951 is the source of this 468-nucleotide messenger RNA. The record is from the annotation of a GenBank genome assembly. Lineage: Eukaryota; Fungi; Ascomycota; Saccharomycetes; Saccharomycetales; Saccharomycetaceae.
AUGGAACCCCAACGAAUAAUAACUAUGCAUAUGGUUGGUGUUCUAGUGUUAUGUAAAGGCUGCUGGAGAGAGAAACGCUGUUGUUUGUGUCACAUCUUACGUCUGUGUCGCAGGAGCACGAACGUUACUCAAGGCACGCAAGGGUGUGUGCUCCGCAUAACGAGUCUACAAUUUAGGAGUGCAGCCCCCGAGACAAUCACGAAGCUGCCAGAAUCAAUGAUCGUCAUUAUACAUUUAAAAAGCUCAGAACGAAACGCAGUCGUCGAAGCGACCGACGUCAGUGGCAGUAGCACUGCUAGCCUUUCUUCAUCAAGAACUACACAUAACACUCAUCAAACACACAUAGCAAGUAGGGCAUGCAUCUGUAACUGCCUCUGCUUCUGCCUGCCAGGCGGUUUUCCCAUUCAUCUCUUGUCCAACGACAGCAAUUGGUCGUCUUCAAGAAUAUCAAAGAACACCAACACGUAG